This is a messenger RNA of Phytophthora infestans T30-4, 8253 nucleotides long. Its product is annotated as autophagy-related protein, putative. The coding region runs from base 1 to 8253 and encodes 2750 amino acids. Gene Ontology annotation, cellular component: extrinsic component of membrane; phagophore assembly site. Gene Ontology annotation, molecular function: phosphatidylinositol-3-phosphate binding. NCBI's taxonomy places the organism in Eukaryota, Oomycota, Peronosporomycetes, Peronosporales, Peronosporaceae. The record is from RefSeq and is a predicted model, not a curated record. Gene Ontology annotation, biological process: autophagosome assembly; reticulophagy; piecemeal microautophagy of the nucleus. The transcript has 7 exons.
AUGACCAUCAAACUGUAUGCGAAUCUGAUUAGCCAGCCGAGUCGCGCGGCAGAGUGGGUCCUGCGACUAAAGAAGCAGGACCACGAGCUGGUGAUGACGGAGUUUGGCAGCCCUACGUUCAAGUCGCCGGAGUUCUUGGCGAUGAACCCUAACGGUCUCAUCCCGGUUCUACAAGAUGGAGAAUUUUCGUUAUUUGAGGGCAAUGCUAUCAUGCCUUACCUGGCUGAGAAGUUGGGCUGGUCGGAUCUGUAUCCAACCGACGUUCAGGCUCACGCUAAGGUGAACCAGUAUUUGCACUGGCACCAUACGAACACGCGUCUCAUCACGUCCAAAGUGCUGGUGCCGAUCAUGCACGCCAAGCAGAACAUUGCAACACCGGAGGAGGCUGAGUUCGUGAAGGACACGCCCGCUCUCCUCACCAAACUGGCGACGCUAAUGGAGAUAUUCCUUGUGAAGGAAUUUGUGGCCGAGACCGACCACCCGACGGUCGCAGACUUCGCUGCCUACUGCGAGUUUGUUCAGAUUGAACUCAUGGGCAUCUUCGACUUCUCCAAGUAUCCGAACGUUUCCGCCUGGAUGGAGCGCAUGAAGAAGCUACCACAUCACGAUGCCAUCCACGCCACCUUGGACUCGUUCUUGGGGAGCUCGGGGCUGAAGACCAAGGCAAGCUCCACUGCCGCUGCUGCCUUCUUUCUUCAACACGUCGUCAUGGAGAAGAGCCCUACACUCACGAGACCAACGUUCAGUGUGGCCCUCUUUUUUGCCAAUCGUGGACAGGCGAAAGUGAAAUUUCGUUUCCAUUGGUCGAAAACCCACCCCUUGUUCUUCUUCCAAUUAGACAGUGAGAACAACCCAAAACUGGCCGCGAGGAGGAGGCGGGCAGGCAGGAAGACGCGGCACGAGCAGCUCCUGUGGGCGCUACGAUCAGCUCUCGACAGCGACGGCAAGAAGAAGUUUAGAAUCAACUAUUUUGUAGCGGCGAACUCCACGAUGCAAUUCUUCAAGCAGCUGACGGACCCGGCGCUCAAGCGACUGUACAAGUUCGUGCUCAAGCGCAUGAUCGGCCGCUUCCUGGCGGCAGAUGAGCUGGAUUUGGACCAAUUGGACGUGCAUCUUCGCUCUGGCCGGCUGGAGCUGUGUGAUCUGCUGCUUAAUGCCGAGGUGCUGGAAUGCCGAGCUCUGGCUAUCUGGGGUCUGUCCGAGUGGGCUAUCUCGUACGCGAACAUUAUGAGCGAGAGCUGCUUAGUGGAGAUCGACGAUAUCGAGAUCAUUCUGGUGCCUUUGGAGAAGGACGAGGCCCAGACAAGACCGAGCUGCACAGAACCAGAGGAGAAGGAGCAGAAACAAGACAAGCAAGAGAAGAAACCCUUGGCGCCGGAGCCAGUGGACGAGAUCUCGCAGGAAGGACUCGACUUUGUGGCCAGCUGGAUCGAACAGGUCACGUCCAAGAUCAAAGUCACCUUGUCGAAUAUUUGUCUGCGGCUGGAGACGGGAGAACAGCACAAUGGACGCGAUGUGGCGCUGCUGUGUAAGCUGCAGUGGGCGCAGUUUACGGACGAGUCGGCGGCGGAAAUGCAGAGUGUUUACGGACGAAGUAGCUUGGACCAUUCUGCAGGAAUGUAUGGGUCUCAGACGAUGGGAGCCGGAGUGCAGUCCAUGGCGGCCAGUACGUUGUUCGGUAUCUCUCAGAAAGGAAUUAUGUUUCGCGGUAUCAGCAUGGAUUUACACCUCAGCAGUGAGGAAAAAGACGAGGAAGAACGGUGGACGGAGCGACGACGCACGGAAUACAGCGAGAUGGUGCUGCAUCCGUUCCUGGCGAGUGACUCCAACAAACAGAACUACAUUAAGGUCAAGCUGUCCCAUUACGAGGCAUUAGAGGCGCCCGCGAUGGACGCAGACGUGUUCUUCCACUCGAUUCGCAUCGUGUUGCAGCCUCAAUACUUCCCAGAGCUUGGCAAAAUCGUUGAUGCGUUCUCGACGGACCCUGUCAAGCUGAACGGCCACCAGUUGGAUGAUCGUUAUACGUCGACAGCGAUGUUCCAGUCCAUUUGUGCUGACCGACCUGCGUGGUUGACUGGGGGUGAUGACGGUGAGGACGAUGACGAGGGAGGAGCUCUCAACCUGUCGUUUAGGGAAUUCCAGCGCAUUGAGCAGCUGCUUUUACAGUACCGACAGACCCAAGAUGAACUGAAGACUGCGCAGCGACGCCGUAGCUCAACUGAAGAGGACACGGCAACAACAGAGAGACGAGCACUUUUCAAGACACGGAAGCUCUCGGCAGCAGAGAGUGUCGAGAGCAUUGGAUUGUCGGACUUGGAUGACGAGGAGGACGGUUUUUUCGAGUGUGAAACAGGACUCGCUAGCUCCAUUGCUCCAUUUGGAUCGCUUGCAAGCUCCAGUAAGUUGGGCCAAUCGAUGUACGCGUCGGCGCGAUACAGCUUUGACGAGAACGAGUCGGAAAGCAGGCGUGACGAUCGAUCUCAGUUGACGUGGUCCACAACUGCGCAGAAUCGAGCAGCACGUCGAGUCCAGUCGCGAGUUAAAGUCCAUCUGCUCGAGUGCGAGUGUGUCCUGCUGUACGAUGAUCUCCCAGACGACGAAGAGGAGGAAGAGGAAGAAGUCGAAGAUUCACUGAGUGAACGAGAAGCCGAAGGCUCCAUGACUGACAGCCGCUUCCUCCGUGCCCCUGUGAGGCCCACAAAGCCCUUGCCAUCGGUUGAUGGUCUCGAGCGCUUGGAGAUCUCGUUGAAGGACAUUAUUUUCUCAACCCUAGCGUAUUCUCAGCAUUCCUUACUUGCCUUUACAAUUGGCAAGGUCGCAAUCACGGAAAAGACGCUCCCGCGGAUGUCGUUGGAUGCCGAAGAGGAUGAAUCGGCCAUGCUGUCGACGUGUGUGCUGAGAUUUGCUGACACUUCUCCAGUUUCCGGUCGAAAAGUGAAUUUAUCGGCGAAUGUAUCAGCCCAGCUGCGGAUCGGCUUCAAGCCUGCAUCGGACGAUGACACCUCGUCGACGAUUUCAUCACUUGGAGUGCGAGUAAAUGCUCAACCCGUUCUCGUUGAAUGGGACAUGUAUCUGCUAGAUCGAGCACAUCGUCUUCUAGCUCUUCUGGAAGACGAUACGUCGACAUCAAAGCGAAAAGCAGCGUCAACGGCACGGGCUGAAGCCAAAGAGCUUGCAAAGACGUUCGACAUGACAACGGAGAAGGGAACGUCGCUCCCGUGGUUGGCAGAAUUUGAUGCGUCUUUCGACAGUGCGAAGGUGUCGUUAUUGACCCCCGAAGAUGGCAAUCAACGAAGUUCUCGAUUGGAGAAAGCGGUACUUGUUACUGCCUCCAGUGACGAGCGGUCAGGAGACGUAUGCACUCUUCGUCUGCGUCUUCAAGCGCCGUCGCGUGAAGAAAUGAAGGAGGCUGUUGCUAGCAAGCAGAAUCUGUCACAAGAUGCCAGUCAAAGUCCCGAUGAGUCCUACGAGAACGCGGCAGCAGCAGCUUCACUAUAUUCCGUGGAAAUUGGACUCCCACAUGCCAACGCAGUUUUGCUCAAGUCGUCUCUGGACCGAUUGAUGGUGCUGUUUGACGCGCUUUUGAUGAUCAAUCCGAUCGAUGUCGACAGCUACAACCAGAUGCUUGCUGUGGCGGCCCUUCGAAAUCGAUUGAUGCCCAGCUACAUGAGUAUGAAUCUCACGCUGGGCGAAGGAACUGUCCGGAUAUGUGACUACGUUUCUUUGCCUCCAUCUCCGUCUUCUCAAGGUGCAAACCUGUCUGCUGUGCAUAUAGCAGAGGAAGAGACACUCGAUGGGCCGGAGAAGGUUCUGUUCACGUACCACUUCGCUUUCCAGACUCUGAAGGUCUUCCAGGUCUCUCAGUGGAUGGGACAACUGGUCUCUCGUGUCCACGUACUCGCCCAGAACACGACGUUACUGGAAGAAGAUGGACGCUCAAAUACUGUUGUGCCGAUUCUCUACAAGACGCCGUUUGGAGUCUCGAAAGCUCCAAUCUUCUUCAUGGGAGUUGAUAUUGCAGACCAGACGAACGAGAUGCGCGAGAUGAAAGUUGAACUGCAUCUCUCGCACCUCAGUUUGCGCUACGAUGUGCGCUCCAAGUGGCUGUUUCAGAUGCUGGAUAUGCUGCUCAUGGAAUACCCCGUCCCGAUUAUCCCGCUGGACUCGGCCAGUAUGUCGGAUGACGAGAGUACGAAGUUCUUUGAGAUGAUUAAAUGUGGAGCAAACUACGAUGCUGUACCGCUGGCAACAGCACCGAAGACGGUGUUCACGAAGCUGUUUGUCAACUUCUACGACGUUCUAGUCGAUUACGCUCCACUCACACUGACGUCACGUGUGAUUCUCGUGCUGGGCAAAGUUAGCGUGUCUUCGAACGUCGUCACGGGUGCCGUAAUGCAGGGCUACAAGAUCUCUGUGGGCGACUUGGAGCUCUUCUUGACGCAAGCGCGUGCUGGAUACGAGGAGAUUGACGAGGUUUUGUUGGGCAAUGAUCUUUUCCUCCGUGGCAACGCCAAGAGCUCGAAGAGGAAGGCUCUCAAGUUUGCAACUACGUAUGCCGGCAGCGGCAGUCUGGACGCAGAGUAUCCUUCGUUGCUAACGUUCUUGGAGAGAUUUGGCUUCUUGCAGAUUGUUACGAUGGAUUUUGUGGAUGUUUUCCUGCGCGUGCUGGUCCCGCCGACGGCGCUGGAGGUCGCAUCUGCGUCGAGAGGUCAGCUUGAAGAGAAAGCGUCAACAGCAUCAGCUUCUCCAGAGCUGUCAGUGGAGCUGAAUCUGGGCACAGCCAAUAUUUACGCGUGCUUUGAUUCUUUCAACACUUUGAUCGAGGUGCUGUCAGUGUGGACAGACCAGCUUGCAGUUGAACAGGAGCCACGUGACACGACUGCAUAUGUGGGUCUGGAUGGAGAGAGCGACCCGUCCAGUGUGUCAGUUGUCACGAACUUGAGUCCUGCCCCUGCUGGCGGCAUGCGGGCAAUAGGAACUGGUGCUUCGGAGCCUUCAGCGCAAGACUUCUCAAGUACGAGCAGUGUCCGGAGUGAACGUUUUUCUGUCGACGACAACAAUGGAGGUUCCAGUCGAGGCCUCAUAAACAUCUUGGAACAAAUCGAUGAAGACGCUUUCGGAGGGGGAAAGAAGAUCUUCCCGGGGAAAAUUGUGGCUACGGAUACAGAAGCUCGCUUGUUGCGUACUCGCAUGGAUUCGAUUCAGAGGGAGAAGGAGCGUAUGGUUCACGGUGUUGAGUACGACGACCAGUUCUCUGCAUCGGAGUUGCGACUGAGGUACCAACAAGAGGAAAGACGGAAGUCUGCAAAGCCGGUUCGUAUUAACGAGCUGGUGAUUGAGAACUAUUAUUCCCAGAGUCGAGUAUUAGAUGGAGACGAGUCGGCUGGCGCUUUCUUGAUGGAACCAGAGCGUGACCAGGAUCAAGCUCAAGGGAACACAAGUGGAGAGGACUCGUGGUUCUCGUCAGCCCCGACAAACCCGCCAAGUGUGGACUCGUCUCCUGACAAGACAGCGAUGCCGUUUAACGAGCAAGCAGCGCGGUGGCUUGCUCCUGGUGGAACGACUAGCAACGCUGGGGAUAGAACGCCGAGGAGUGAAGUAGAUUUUCCUCUUUUUGAACCAGUGGAAGAGAAGGCUGCUGCUCCCCAACCCGCGAGUGUGUCACCUAGCGUUGGCCAGGCGAGUGUAGACUACGGCAGUGACAACGCGUACGACCUCGAGGACGACGACGACGACGUGGACGAUUUCGAUGCGAACCACUUCCCCAUGGGCGCUUUCCCGGCUGCCUCGAAGAACUGGUGGGGCAUGCAGAACUUGCCUGAUGAAGUGGAGCUUAGCGAUCUACAGACGGAAGAGACCGCGUCUAUCUUCUCGCAUCGAAUGGACCUUAUGGAAGACCGAAGUGUGGCCCACCAAACAUUCAGCGAGGCGGGGAUGGACGACGGACAUGGCAACUCUGUGUUCCCCAAUGCGAUGUCCAUGUCGAUUAUUGAUGUCGGAGAGGACCAAGGCAAGGAGAUCGAACUGGAUUUUGGACUUGAUGGUGACCUGCAGUCGCGAUUUAACCGAAUUCUUGACAUGGACUCGACUAACGACCAGGAGGCUGAUGAUUUGGACGAUGAGAACGAUGAGGACGAUGAGAACGACGGAGAUCAGAUCACGCUCCAGCAAAUGCAACAAGACUCCUCCGUGACGUCGUCUCCACGUGCUAUCCCAACGCGACAAGCGUCCUUUUCUUCAUCCAGAAGCCAUCCCGGUGCACCGUCGUCUUCGUUUGGUAUACCGACAGCGUCUCCACCUGAUCAGCCGACAGCACGCUGGUUCUAUGACGACCAACGGUCUGAUGACGGUGGGCCCCCUAUGACUGGCCCUCCGUCGCGGAUCUACCCGCAUCACGUCGAGAUUCCAGUGGGUGGCUCGGCCACAUCGCUAUCGUUCGGUGAAAAGGAGUGCGAAGAUGCCAUUCGAUCCAUCGCACGGGAGAGCGCGGCACGCAAAGUGGAGGCGACAUCUCCGAUUGUCGUACAGCACGUUCUACUGCGGAAUUUUAACAUUUGCAUGCGGUUCUUCGGUGGAUGUGACUGGACGCGUGAUGCGAGCGACGCUGUGAGUCUUCACCCUUCAAAGGAUAGCCACGCUGAAGACACGUCGAAGGAGAAGCAGCCUGACAGUGCUACAGCGAAGAAGGAGAAACUAUUGGACGCUCUACUGGACAACUACGUGCCUUCAGAUGGCGGAGAUCUCUUUGUAAACGACAGCAGCUCUUCUCUCUUUACGGCAGCCAAAAGCGCACCGACAACGUCGUUUAUGAAGCGUGACCCGGCCACGAGAACGACAAGAGCGGCAUCUAGUGACAGCACGCCGUCUCGCAAGCGCUCCUUGAAGAAAAGUGGCCGCAAGACAGAGGAGAUGCUGGAGCUAGUGGUGACACGCAUCCAGUUACGGCUUGAUCUGUUCAACGAGGCGGAGACGCAGUCGCUGGCAUCGCACACGGUGUUGGCAUUGGGCGACGUGGAGCUGCUGGACUACAUUUCGACGUCUCAGAUCCGCAAGAUUAUCUGCUACUGGAAGUCUGAAGCAAGUCAUCCACGAGAAAGCGGCAGCUCGAUGGUGCGGCUGCAGUUGAUCACGGUACGACCGGGCCCCAAUCUGUGCGAGGAGCAUCGUCUCAAGGCUCGCUUACUGCCGCUACGGAUCAAUCUAGACCAGGAGGUUGUCAAGUUCCUGCGGCAGUUUGUGCCCACAGAGGAGACGCCAGCGCCCAAGAAGCGCCUAACGCGACAGAUCAGUGCCAUGCCGGAUGAGACUGAUGAUGAAGUGGAAAUAACGAUGCACGAAGGAGGGAUGGAGAUGAAGCCAAUUGGAGAGGCUGCGACUGCUGUUGAGGCCAGUUUGAGCAUUGGCGCGUGGUUCUUCCAGAGUAUCGACAUCAAGCCGUGCAAGAUCAAGAUCGACUACCGACCGAACCACGUCGACUACGCGGCCUUGCGAGCUGGCGACUACUUAGAAGUGAUUAACUUAUUCGUUCUCGAAGGCAUGGAGCUGGUUCUUCGACGUGUGCAGAUGAGUGGCCUGGACGGGUGGGCGGCGUUGGGAGAGAAUGUGCUGGUGUCGUGGGUGCAGGACAUUUCACGUCGGCAGAUCCACAAGUGCGUCGCGAGCGUGUCGAUGCCGCCGCUCCGUCCGUUCGUCAACAUUGGCGCCGGUGCUGCAGACUUGAUUUUACUCCCGAUGGAGCACUAUGGACGCGAUCGACGUCUUGUGCGUGGCAUUAAGAAGGGAGCGUCCAGUUUUCUCAAGUCGGUGACGAUCGAGACGCUGAACACGGCGUCCAAGGUGGCUCAAGGCACCCAGGCGUUACUGGAACAUGCGGACGAUGUGGUGUCCUCGUCAUCUGCUCUACGUCGCAAGCAGCUCAAGUACCGACAGGCUGGCAGUCGCAUUGCAAGGAACUCGAGACGGAUGGGCGGUGGUGGUAUUCGCAAUGCGCAAGACGCGGGUGGAGGCAUUGGAGGGCGUCAGUAUCUAGCUCAGCAACCGGCGAGUGCUGCGGAAGGGUUAGGACAAGCUUUCGUCUGUCUGUCACGCGAACUUGCACGUGGCCACAAAAUUAUUGUAGCUUUCUCCUUCGUCGAGUACAAAGAAGACGGGAUCUCAAGGAUUCCAAAGGCACUCAUCGGCGUUCGCAACGCCGUGGACCCAGAGCUCAAAGAGGACAUUGAGAACAAGUUUAAGGACUUCCGAGCGAUCUGA